This is a messenger RNA of Musa acuminata subsp. malaccensis (wild Malaysian banana), 1297 nucleotides long. Its product is annotated as tryptophan synthase alpha chain. The record is from RefSeq and is a predicted model, not a curated record. Lineage: Eukaryota; Viridiplantae; Streptophyta; Magnoliopsida; Zingiberales; Musaceae. Gene Ontology annotation, biological process: L-tryptophan biosynthetic process. Gene Ontology annotation, cellular component: cytosol; chloroplast. Gene Ontology annotation, molecular function: tryptophan synthase activity.
ACUCCACCGUUCUCGAUCGAGAGCCCUUUCUGUCUCCUCGCCUUCAAAAGCCGCCGUCGCCACGGGCUCGCACACAUCCGAAGCGGGCGGUGAUGGCUGUAGCUCCCAACAUUUCCUUCUCCCUUCUCCCCGCGCGGGUGUCUCGCGGCGCCUCCCUCGUUCGCCCCUCCUGUAAACCCAUAUCUUUGCGCAAAUCCUUCUCGCCCAUGGCUUCUCUCAGCGUUGCGCCGGCCCCGGGCAUCUCCGAGACCCUGUCCCGGUUGAAGGAGCAAGGAAAGGUUGCAUUGAUACCCUUUAUUACUGCUGGAGAUCCUGAUCUAUCCACAACAUCAAAAGCAUUGAAAAUUCUUGAUUCUUCUGGGUCAGACUUGAUUGAACUGGGUAUACCCUAUUCUGAUCCUUUGGCAGAUGGGCCUGUCAUCCAGGCUGCUGCUACACGUGCUCUAGCAAAGGGUACAAACUUCGAUGGAGUCAUUUCGAUGUUAAGGGAGGUAGUCCCUCAACUAUCUUGUCCAAUUGCUAUCUUUACGUACUACAAUCCAAUCCUGAAGCGCGGAAUUGAUAAGUUCAUGUCUACUAUAGAAGAAGUUGGUGUACGUGGUCUUGUCGUACCUGAUGUUCCUUUGGAGGAGACUGAAAGCUUAAGAAAAGAAGCUGCUAAGCAUAAUAUUGAGUUAGUGCUGCUUACAACACCUACUACACCAACAGAAAGAAUGAAAGAAAUUGUUGAAGCUUCAGAAGGAUUUGUAUACCUGGUGAGUUCUAUUGGAGUUACUGGUGCCCGUGCAUCCGUUAGUUCACGUGUGCGAUCUCUCCUGCAAGAGAUUAAAGAGUCUACGACUAAACCAGUUGCAGUUGGCUUUGGUAUAUCCCAACCAGAGCAUGUGAAGCAGGUAGCUGGAUGGGGAGCAGAUGGUGUAAUUGUUGGUAGUGCAAUAGUUAAACUUUUAGGUGGUGCAAAAUCCCCCGAGGAAGGACUGAACGAGUUGGAAGCAUUCACUAGGUCUUUGAAGAGUGCACUCCUUUGAGAAAUAACUAGGUCAAUGCAAGGACAAUGAACAUGUUAAGUUCCUCUAGUCAUAUUUUCUUAUUUUAUUUGAGGAAUUUUAUCAUAUAAAAUUGGGCUGAAUCAACUUGCUGAGAAGACGAAUUAAAUGGAAGUAUAUCAUAAGAAGUUGCCUUUUGCUUGGUAUCUCCAAACUUUGGUUUAUAGGGAAGAAUAAAUUGGUGGCCAAGGCCAUCCUGUAAGAUGUUUAAUAUACCCUUGUAUAAGAUUUAUUGAGUUUCCUUUGUUCUU